Rasamsonia emersonii CBS 393.64 is the source of this 405-nucleotide messenger RNA. RefSeq lists its product as uncharacterized. NCBI's taxonomy places the organism in Eukaryota, Fungi, Ascomycota, Eurotiomycetes, Eurotiales, Trichocomaceae. The record is from RefSeq and is a predicted model, not a curated record. The transcript is spliced from 2 exons. The coding region runs from base 1 to 405 and encodes 134 amino acids.
AUGGCACCUCUGCUCCGAUUUGCCGCUCUCAUCGCGCUGCUCAGCGCACAGCUUUCUUCCGCCUCAUGGGUCAAAUUCUGCAACGAUGCUGAAUGCAAGGAUUGCGGGCAGUGGGUCAAUACGGGCAACAGCGGUUGCCUGAACGAGAACGGUCGAGUUGCAAUCUAUUUCAAGGGCUACAAGGCCAACGCCGAUGAGGGUUGGGCGGAUCUUCGCGCCUAUGACGAGCCAGAUUGUAACUGCGAAAAGGGUUCAACAUGCAAACCAAAAUUUGGAGAUAGUGAUUAUAUGGGUUUUGCUACUUCCGGCUGUUUCCCAGUCCCGAAGGGCAAGUCAUAUCGAUUUGCUGAUUGCGGGAAAUACUGCUCACUAAUUGAUUCGAGACCAGUAAGACCGUCUUUGUAG